Molecule: messenger RNA, 1616 nt
Organism: Drosophila bipectinata
Lineage: Eukaryota; Metazoa; Arthropoda; Insecta; Diptera; Drosophilidae
Product: zinc finger protein 664
Biological process (GO): regulation of gene expression
Cellular component (GO): nucleus
Source: RefSeq, a predicted model, not a curated record
UAGAGGCUGAAAUGUUUACUAGUUGGAUUUAGUUCGGUUUCUCUAAAAACAAUUAGCCAGAGCUAUUGGGGAAUAGAAUCUUUUACCAGGAUGCUAAGGCACUGCUUGGCGAAUGUUGACUUUGGCCGGUUGCACGCGCAGCAGCAGCUGCAACCCAAAUGCGGCGUAAUCUUCUAUGAGCAAGAAGCCAACAGUUUCCAGCUCAUGUGCCUGCUCUGCGAAAUGAAACACUUUGCUUUCGAGGACUUCGCCCGGCACAUUCGGAACGUUCACUUUGAUUCCCAAGGUAGACCGCUCACAGAAAUGGUCACUGCUGCUCGGCAGGAAAACCUAAUCAUUACCAAGACUGAGAUGCAGGAGUAUUUGUCCGGUGGCGAGGAAGGACCUGAGCUUGAAGAGGGUAAUCCUAUGCGUAUAAUGGCCGUAGAUGAAAAAAAGUCGGAGGAGGAUGAAGAAACUACCCAUGUGCUUUGGGAUCAAAUGGAAAGCCUCUCGCCGCACUCUGAAAGUUUAUCUAGCAAUUUUGAGGACGAAAAUAUCUUCAGCUAUUCUUUAGAGCAACUACACGAAGAGGAGCAGGACUUACCGCAGUCGGUUUUUAAGAAAACGAAGAAACGUCAACCAAAGGAUUACAAUUGCCCGCACUGCGAUCGUAAGUACACAACCCAGAAGUACCUGAACACACAUCUCCGGAUGAGUCAUCCGCACCCACAGGCCUUCAAAUGCGAUGUUUGUGAAGCCACCUUUGAUGUGGACCGAGCCCUGGAGCAACACCAACGUAAGGAGCACACCGAAUUCGAAUGUCAAAUAUGCGCCAAAGUGUUCAAGAGCACUCGCUCCCUUCUCCGUCACAUGCAGGGUCAUUCGGGCGUCCGGCAGUUUAAAUGCGAUUAUGAAAACUGUGGCAAGGCCUUCGUAAAUCAACACAAUCUCAACUCCCAUCGACGCGUCCACAGCAAUGAGCGAAACUUCGUGUGCGAACUAUGCGGUUAUAGAUCUCGAUACCGAGAGGCACUGAUAGUACACCGCCGGACGCAUACAGGCGAAAAGCCUUUUGCGUGUCAGACCUGCUCCCGUUGCUUCGCCUCCAAGUCACUGUUGAACGAGCACCAGGCCAUGCACUCGACAGAGAAACCCUUUAAGUGCGACAAAUGCGAAGCGGCAUUCUCACGCCCCAAGGCUCUUUACCAUCACAAGCAUCUGCAUCUGGGAAUUAAGAAGUUCAAGUGCAAAGUUUGUGGAAACGCAUAUGCCCAGGCUGCCGGUCUCUCCGCUCACAUGCGAGCCCACAAGCUGCAAGCCCAAAAUACGGUCGAGUUGGGCGGUGAGGCGGGUUCCGUGGAGAUGCUCUUCUCUCUCUGAAAUUUAUCAUUUCCCACUCCUUAUUUAACAAAGUAUUAUAUGUUACAUUUGUGCAAAGAAUCUUAAGUAAGCUUAGUAAUAAUAUUAUGUUACUCUGAAAAACAUCUAGGAACAAGAGAUUUACUGUGUAAACUAGUUUUUAAGGAUAGACAAGACAUACAUAUAACAUUGAGGUUAUAAGGAAAAGGAAUUACCCAAGUUUCGAUUGCGAAUUAAAUAUAUAUUUCCUACCAAGUUGUAGGAAAAAUACCUCA